Molecule: messenger RNA, 1752 nt
Organism: Suillus bovinus
Lineage: Eukaryota; Fungi; Basidiomycota; Agaricomycetes; Boletales; Suillaceae
Product: Metallo-dependent phosphatase-like protein
Exons: 12
Coding region: 1-1752 (583 amino acids)
Biological process (GO): calcineurin-mediated signaling; fungal-type cell wall organization
Cellular component (GO): calcineurin complex; cytoplasm
Molecular function (GO): calmodulin-dependent protein phosphatase activity; calmodulin binding
Source: RefSeq, a predicted model, not a curated record
AUGGCCGGCAGUAAUCAAGAGUACUUCCAGUCCGCCUUAUAUCAGAUCCCUGAGCAUGACCCUGUCAUUCCUGGGGGAACUCCUCAGUGGAGCAACGCGCCCGAUGUAAGCUACAAAGAUCGCGCAGUACCAAGCGUUCCACAACCCGUAGCAUUCCAGCCUACAGAUGAGCAGUUUUUCAUGCAAAAUGCAUAUGGAGAACUGCUCCCCAAUGCGGAUUUUCUGAAGCACCAUUUCUUCAACGAAGGUCGUCUGACCGAAGCCCAGGCUUUGUAUAUCAUCCAACAAGCGACUGCACUCUUGGCUCAAGAACCUAACCUUGUGAACGUAGAGAGUCCUGUGACAAUAUGCGGGGAUAUCCAUGGGCAAUAUUAUGAUUUAAUGAAAUUGCUAGAGAUCGGUGGCACAUUUUCUGAUAAUGCCUAUCUGUUCCUCGGGGAUUAUGUUGAUCGCGGAAAUUUUGGAAUCGAAUGUCUGCUUUAUCUAUAUGCGCUUAAGCUCCAAUACCCGAAGCACAUCACGCUACUACGAGGAAAUCACGAAUGCCGACAUCUAACAGAAUACUUCACUUUCAAACGAGAGUUCUCAGCGCUCGUAGAUAACCGCUUUUUCUGCGUCCACGGGGGUCUUUCGCCACAGUUGGUGACUUUGGACGAUGUGCGCAGGCUUGACCGGUUUCAGGAGCCUGGAUCGAGUGGCUUAUUGUGCGACCUUUUAUGGUCUGAUCCUGUGGUUAACUUUGGAUAUGAACACGAACAUUCACAGCAGGGUCCGCCCCUGCCUCCUGGCACCACGUUCGAGCAUAAUGGGGUGCGAGGGUGUUCAUACUUCUUCACAUAUGAGGCGGCGUGCAAAUUUUUGGAGCGCAAUAACCUGCUGGGGAUUGUGCGUGGGCACGAAGCUCAGGAUGCAGGAUACAUGAUGUACAGAAAGACACCGACAAAGAAGUUUCCUUCCGUCAUCACAGUAUUUUCUGCGCCAAACUACCUGGAUGUGUAUCACAACCGCGGAGCAGUGAUCAAGUACGCAAACAAGAACAUUACGAUCCGUCAGUACAACUCGAGUUCUCAUCCAUACUGGCUUCCAAAUUUCAUGGAUGGAUUUACGUGGAGCCUACCUUUCGUCGGUGCUAAAAUCACAGAGAUGUUACUUGCGAUCUUGGCAACAUGCAGCCCAGAAGAGUUAGAAGACACCGAAGUCUCUAUCCAAGAGGGAGAUGGAUCCAGCAGGGCCGUUACGGACCUUGCCUUGCCGCCUUCCGAAGUUGCAGCACGUAGGCAGGCGAUCAAGAGCAAGAUUCUUGCGGUUGGAAAGAUGCAACGGGUCUUCCAGCUUCUUCGCGAAGAGGCCGAGAACGCGUCAGAAUUGGCUGCAAUCGCAGGAGAAGAGUCCAUCGCUGGUCUAGGCCAUGUCGGGUCGGAUUUACUGACGGCGCAAGGGACACAGAUGAGGCACUACAUUCGCAGUUUUGCCGACGCUCGCCGCUCAGAUCUGCUGAAUGAGCGUCUGCCGACAUUCCAACCUACAGAUUCGGUGACUGACUUCCCUGUAAUACCAGCACCAAGUAUGCGGCGCCGCGGCAGUGGCGACAUUGACGGCGUGAGUAUGGAGGAAUUGAUCCGCCGUGCACUAGAGGAACCCGAUGAAGACGGUCUUCAGGGCGGAACAGUGGAACGAAUUGCUGAGCGUGUCGCGAUUGGGAGGAAAAUAACAGGGAAACCAAUGCCUCUGAAGAGAUUCGAGACUGCGUGA